AUGCCAUCGAACACAUCCUCCGAAAAGGCCCCUCCCCUCAUCAACACCCACAAAGAAAUCAUCUACACAAACUACUCCCCCCGUUGUCCUAAUUGCAUCUCCGCCAUCCGCGCCGCCGCUUUCCUCGCCUUCGACACCGACGACUACACCCCCAAAGACAUUGGACACUCCGAGCACCGUGAUAGCGACCAAGCAUCCGUUAGUACUGACUCGGAGGUAGGAUACGUUCCCCGCGAGGCCAACGGCAACUGGAGGAUCGAAAUCAUGAAUAAAUACGACAUCGGACUGAAGAGGGAGAGGGCAACCAGGCCGAUUUCUCCUGCCCCACCAUCCCCAUUGUUGUCUCCGCAAGGGAGGAAAGCUAGCUCUGGGAUUUUUGGUUCUGGCAAUGACUCGGAGUCGUCUGCUCGUGGAUCCGGGACUUCCUUGAGUUCAAAGACUACCUCUGGUUCAAUCUCCGGCGGUGACUCUAAAGCUGGAUACAUUUCCAGUUCCAGUUGCAAAUCCCCAGCUCGUGGAUCCGGCACCCCCCUUACCCCGAAGUCCGCCACCCCGAAGCUCACCCGCGAUUCAAGCUCUGGUGGUAGUUCUAGCUCUCUUUCGGCUGCUACAUCGCGUUUCGGGAGCUUAUUGCUGGCGCCUCUAGUGUCUUCGAAGCACAAUCCUGAGGACGGGUUGAGCAAAGGGGAAGAAGCGCGACUGAAGAAAUUGCAAGAAGAGAGUAAGCUUCGAUUUCUCGAACAGUUUCCGAAACGUGACUGA
Messenger RNA from Morchella sextelata, 762 nucleotides. RefSeq lists its product as uncharacterized. Bases 1 to 762 code for a protein of 253 amino acids. The transcript has a single exon. NCBI's taxonomy places the organism in Eukaryota, Fungi, Ascomycota, Pezizomycetes, Pezizales, Morchellaceae. The record is from RefSeq and is a predicted model, not a curated record.